GAAGUAUUGGAUAACGGAUAACCCUCGAAACGACGAAGCUGCGGAAGAGAAAACCACAUCCUUGUGAAGCGUUUAAGAGGAAGAAGAAGAAGAAGAAGAAGAUAAAUCGAUUCUUUAUCUGGAAAUUCAAUGGCGGUUUCUUCUGUAACUUCCUUCAUAUUACCCUCUUUCGCCAACCUUUCAUCUUCUUCUUCUUCCACCAAACAGAAAGUCUCUUUGCUUCCAUCUUCUUCUUCUUCUUCGUCUACUCAUGGCGGCAUUGGCUCCUGCGUCCUUAACAAACCCUCCAUCUCGUUUACGAAGAAGGUCUUCGCAGCUCCCGAGACCCUUACUCCGGAAACCCUCGAUGAACCCGCCUCUGAUGACUUCUCCGAGGUUCCGAGCUCUUCCUCAAUAAGUGUUGACGCAGAUAAGAUGGCGCCAAAGCAAAAGAUUAGGAUAAAGCUUAGGUCAUACUGGGUGCCUCUCAUUGAGGACUCAUGCAAGCAGAUACUAGACGCUGCGAGGAACACCAAUGCCAAGACGAUGGGUCCUGUUCCCUUGCCAACCAAGAAGCGUAUCUACUGUGUUCUCAAGUCUCCCCACGUCCACAAGGAUGCAAGGUUCCAUUUUGAGAUCAGGACUCACCAGCGGAUGAUUGAUAUUCUCUACCCUACUGCUCAAACCAUCGACUCCUUGAUGCAGCUGGAUCUUCCUGCUGGUGUUGAUGUGGAAGUGAAGCUCUGAAACUACAAUGAGGCGAUGGGCACUUGCAUUGCAUGAACAGACUGUUCCUGAUAGAAUUGGUAAACCAUGUAUCAUCCUUUUGAGAGCCUAUGUAAUGAAUAUUAUCAGCAAAGCUGGAAUCUUUAUGACAUCUUUGUUCUUAGUUAAUGAACAAAUCUGCAAGUAAGCAAAGUUCAAAGAAAUC
Raphanus sativus (radish) is the source of this 910-nucleotide messenger RNA. RefSeq names its product 30S ribosomal protein S10, chloroplastic. Gene Ontology annotation, cellular component: mitochondrion; small ribosomal subunit; ribosome. Gene Ontology annotation, molecular function: structural constituent of ribosome; RNA binding. The record is from RefSeq and is a predicted model, not a curated record. Bases 130 to 726 code for a protein of 198 amino acids. NCBI's taxonomy places the organism in Eukaryota, Viridiplantae, Streptophyta, Magnoliopsida, Brassicales, Brassicaceae. The transcript has 4 exons. Gene Ontology annotation, biological process: translation.